Vigna umbellata (rice bean) is the source of this 967-nucleotide messenger RNA. The record is from RefSeq and is a predicted model, not a curated record. NCBI's taxonomy places the organism in Eukaryota, Viridiplantae, Streptophyta, Magnoliopsida, Fabales, Fabaceae.
AAAAUCUAGUAUCUCUGCGUCUUAAAUAGCUUGUGUUAAACCAUGAAUUAGAAAGCAAAGCAAACCAAAAACUCAAACACAUGGGAACAUGAAGCAAGUUCUUUCCGUCUAGGUGUGUGUCUGUCUAUAUGGACAUAAAUUUUCUUCCUGUGAAAUUGACUGUACGCUAAUUAAUAAGGCAACCACUUUUUAUCUUUUUCCUUUUCCUUUUCUUUUCCCCAUUUAUUAUGGCAGAAGCUUAAGGUAGCAUAGACAAACCAACGUGUGUUUUGGCUUGUGGAGUUGUGGGCUAAUAAAUUUGAAGUCAAUCAAAAGUUGGCUACAACUAUGCAAACAGAAAUCAUCUCUUCGUUACAGAGAGAGAAGUUUAUCCUUGAGUUAAUAAUGAUAUAAAUAAAGAGAAGAAAGAGAAAAAGAAGAGAGAAUGGAUGUGAGGAACAUUGCUGUGGUGGUGGAAGAUGUGGAUGCAGCUAGAACUGCACUACAAUGGGCACUUCACAACAUCAUUCGCUAUGGCGACAUAAUCACACUCCUCCAUGUCUACCCUUUAACAAGAUCCAAAACAAAAAACAAAGCUCGUCUUCUUCGCCUCAAGGGCUUCCAGUUAGCACUUUCCUUCCAACAAGACAUUUACAACAACUUCUCCAAUACAAAGGUUGAGAUUGUUGUCACGGAAGAUAACCGGGAGGGAAUGAAAAUUGUGGCCACGGUGCGUUGCGACGCGAAGAAGGAGCUCUGGGUGAAGGACGAUGAAGGAUGGCUCACGCAGGAGGAUGCUCGCGCUCUGAAUUCGCGGCAACUUGGGGGUUGCUUGCGCGAUCUGAUGAUGGAGGCUGUAGAGACUCGCGACGGCAGCGAAUGGUUGCUCAUGGUGGUGGUGGUUCAAUGUGAGCUUGAAGGAUUCGUGGUGUUGAUGGCAGCUUUUUGGCAAUGGCGACCUUGCGAUGGCGACCUUGCGAUGGCAUAG